Molecule: messenger RNA, 1939 nt
Organism: Olea europaea var. sylvestris
Lineage: Eukaryota; Viridiplantae; Streptophyta; Magnoliopsida; Lamiales; Oleaceae
Product: aspartic proteinase-like protein 1
Exons: 11
Coding region: 242-1669 (475 amino acids)
Biological process (GO): proteolysis
Molecular function (GO): aspartic-type endopeptidase activity
Source: RefSeq, a predicted model, not a curated record
UUGUAGGUAUUACACGACUCGGCUAUGGAUCGGGACACCUCCGCAGAGAUUUGCUCUUAUAGUUGACACGGGAAGUACAGUUACUUAUGUUCCAUGUGCUACCUGCGAACUGUGUGGCAAGCAUCAGGAUCCAAGGUUUCAGCCAGAACUGUCAAGCACCUACCAACCUGUGAAGUGCAAUAUUGAUUGCAGCUGUGAUAAUGAUAGAGAGCAAUGUACAUAUGAGAGGCAAUAUGCUGAAAUGAGUUCUAGCAGUGGAGUGUUGGGUGAGGACAUUGUGUCCUUCGGCAACCAAAGUGAACUCCCACCCCAACGAGCUGUUUUUGGCUGUGAAAAUAUGGAAACAGGUGACCUUUACAGUCAACAUGCUGAUGGCAUUAUGGGUCUGGGUCAUGGAGAUCUUAGUAUUGUGGAUCAGCUUGUUGAUAAAGGUGUUAUUAGUGACUCAUUUUCCCUGUGCUAUGGUGGUAUGGAUGUGGGUGGUGGAGCAAUGGUUCUUGGUGGAAUUAUACCUCCCAGUGACAUGGUUUUUGCCCGUUCAGAUCCUGAUCGCAGUCCAUAUUACAAUAUUGAUCUGAAGGAGAUACAUGUUGCUGGUAAGGCGCUUCCUUUGAGUCCUAAGGUUUUUGAUGGUAAACAUGGUACCGUUCUUGAUAGUGGUACAACUUAUGCAUACCUGCCUGAAUCGGCAUUUGCUGCAUUUAAAGAUGCCAUAAUGAAGUCAGUCCACUCCCUCAAACAGAUCAAAGGUCCUGAUCCAAAUUACAAUGAUAUCUGCUUUUCUGGUUCUUCUAGUGAUAGUUCACAACUCUCAAAAACCUUUCCAUCUGUUGACAUGGUAUUUAACAAUGGACAGAAACUAUCAAUGUCUCCUGAAAAUUACUUGUUCAGGCACUCCAAGGUGCGUGGUGCAUAUUGCCUUGGAGUUUUCCAAAAUGGGAAGGAUCCGACCACUCUUCUCGGAGGAAUAGUUGUUCGCAAUACUCUAGUAACAUAUGAUCGUGAACAUGAGAAGAUUGGUUUCUGGAAGACCGAUUGUUCCAAGAUAUGGGAGAGACUUCACAUAUCCACUUCACCUGCUCCGCUGCCUACAAUCUCAAAUACGACAAACACUACUACAGAUAUGGCUCCUAGAUUGGCUCCAAGGGAACCGCCACGAUAUGAUAUUCCAGGGGUGAUUAAAAUAGGACUCAUUACAUUUUAUAUGUCAUUGAGUGUGAAAUACUCAGACUUGAAGCCUCACAUCUCAGAGCUUGCCAAGUUCAUUUCAGAGGAGCUGGCUGUUAAUGUUUCUCAGGUUCGCUUGAUGAAUUUCACGUCUAAAGGGAACGAUAGCCUCAUUAGAUGGGGGAUUUUCCCACCUCAAUCUGAUGAUUACAUUGCUAAUGCGAGUGCAAUGGAUAUUAUUGCCAGGUUGAAUGAAAAUCGUGUGCAUCUUCCUGAUAGCUUUGGAAGUUACAAAUUGUUUAAAUGGAAAAUUGAGCCCCCACCAGAGAGGACAUGGUGGCAGCAACAUUCGGUGACUAUAGUUUCAACAUCCGUUGUUUUGAUAGUAUUAGGAUUAUUGGCUUCUGGGCUAUGGUUUCUUUGGAGGAGAAGGGAACAAUCUUUAGUUACAUACAAGCCUGUUGAUUCUGCUGUUCCCGAGCAAGAACUCCAACCGAUAUAAUAAAAACCAAUGCUAGUUAAGAUGGUUUUAGGCAAAAGUAUAGUAAUAUGCUAUGGGAUAUCGCACUGGUUUGAUCGGAGUACAAAAAGAAUCGUACUGAGCAUUAGGUUUUCCAGUGUCUUAAAGUUUAUCCAAGUUCCGUUACAAAUGUGAAUAGGUGACAGUUUUUGUUUGAGCAUAACCAAUUUAUAUGGAUAUGUCUUAUGUGAAUACAUCUGUCAUCUAAUCAAUAGAUUUGCCUACAGCUGAUAUCCCAUUUUGUUUUCACAA